Messenger RNA from Tetranychus urticae (two-spotted spider mite), 1849 nucleotides. RefSeq lists its product as uncharacterized. NCBI's taxonomy places the organism in Eukaryota, Metazoa, Arthropoda, Arachnida, Trombidiformes, Tetranychidae. The record is from RefSeq and is a predicted model, not a curated record.
AAAAAUUCUUUUAUUUACCAAUUUCUUGUUUAAUUUCAAAUAUAAUUGAACUCUGCAAGAAUAACAUUUAACAAGAGUCUUUUUUAAUAAGAUUGUGUUUUAUUUCAACUGUGUUUGAAGAUAAUUAUUUGCAGUUAUAAUAAAAUUGCGUAUCAAGUAUGGAUUCAAGAGGUACUGAUUACCAACUUACAAUAGUGAAUCGAUCUGUGGAACAUCGUAUUGGUAAAAGACUAAUUCGUGAAAUACCUUAUUUUGAAAAGAUACACCAUGAUUUGAAAGGAUCAAAGGAAAACAAAAUUGAACUGGAUUUCGAUGAACAGACUUUGGUAUCGUUUCUGAAUUGGAUUGAACUUGGCUAUAUCUUCAUGGAGAUGAAAAAUAUAAUGCAUAUGUGCAACAUAGCUGAUUAUUUUGUACUAAAAAGUGUUAUAAAUAACAUUGAAAUUUACUUUCAUAAUAACUUUAAAAUUGAACAUCUUCCAAUUGUUUUACCUCAAGUGACUACAACAUCUAAACUGAUCAAUUCUGGUGCUUUAAAUGCCUUCUUAUGUCGUCAUUUCUCAAAAAUAGCAAACACAACUGUUUGGUUGGAUUAUCCUGUUGAAAUAAUCAAAUACAUAUGUAAUUUGGAAGUGAUGGUACAUUCAGAAAUCCAAGUUUUUGAGGCAAUUUAUAGAUGGAUGAAACACAAUCCUGAGUCUAGAAAGUGUUACCUUGAUGGAUUGUUAAAUCAUGUCCGAUGGUGCCAUUUGGAAGCUAAGGAUUUGGCUUUAAUUGAGGAAAAUGAAUUUUUUAAGUCUUCAGGCUUCAAACCAAUAAUUUGUCCCUCAAGAAAGCUCAAUUGUGAUUGUGGCCUCAACCGAACUGAUCGAAAUUAUUUCAUUAUGAUUGAGAAAUUGGGUGAUUCAGUUUUGCGAAUAAAAGUGCUUGACAAUAAUCUUCUUCCGCUGUUCAAUCGCAUAAUGAAACCUGACGCAUCAUUGCCUUCACAUAUCUUACCAGAUCAACAUAUUUCUGAUAUAUCUUUUCAUUUCGGAAACCAGAUUAUUCGAGUUGAUUGGAAUCGUAAUAAAUACAAGUAUCUUUCGGCACAACACGAUUCUUAUUUCCAAAGAAUCUUUAAAUAUAUUUUUGAAAAAGACGGGCAUCACAUCGAAAAUUAUUGCGAUUGGAAUAGAUUUCUUGAAGCCAAUGAAAGAUGUAUUUUGAUUAAUUUUUGUUCCCAAUUGGCGCGGUAUUGGCCUAAACACACUGCCGAAGAUACUGAGAUUUUCUCAGAUAAAAACCACGCUAUCCUCGCAACUGUUCUGAAUAAUAAUAUUUACCUGUUGACUAAAAAACUUGAAUUUAUUCAGUCUGACAUCUAUUUCCAAAAACAUGUGACUUUAUAUAAAUAUAGCAAUAGACCAAAGACCGGAUCCAUAGACUACUCUGAUCAUUUCAUUCUUACUUCCAAGCAAUCUAAUGAUGAUAGAGUUAUUUUGAUUGAUACGCAUACAAAAGAUGCUCGCUGUUUCAAUGUCAGCACUAGAGAAUGGAGUUCAAUAAAUCAUAUAAUUUAUCCUGACUCUAAUGAACAGCAGGAAUCAUGUAGUCUGUUAACUUUCACCUCAGCAUUUAUAUCGAUGGACAUCAUAAGACUGUUCGCCUCAUUAAAAGUUUGAUAUGAUACAAGUCGCUGGAUUACUGAAGUGCGGAAUUCAUUAUUUAUAUCAUAAUUAUAUCAAUUGAAAACUUUUACUAAAUUUUUCCCUCCAUCAAAUUCAUCUCUUACUUAUGAAUAAAACAAUUCAUAUUCCAAUAGGGAUUGUGAUGAUCCAUAAAUAAAAAAAAUUCGAUAAAAUUGUUU